Euleptes europaea (tarantolino) is the source of this 1860-nucleotide messenger RNA. RefSeq names its product DNA topoisomerase I mitochondrial (gene TOP1MT). Gene Ontology annotation, molecular function: DNA binding; DNA topoisomerase type I (single strand cut, ATP-independent) activity. The transcript has 14 exons. The record is from RefSeq and is a predicted model, not a curated record. Gene Ontology annotation, cellular component: chromosome; mitochondrial nucleoid. NCBI's taxonomy places the organism in Eukaryota, Metazoa, Chordata, Lepidosauria, Squamata, Sphaerodactylidae. The coding region runs from base 1 to 1842 and encodes 613 amino acids. Gene Ontology annotation, biological process: DNA topological change; DNA replication.
AUGGGGAGGAAGUGGGGGUGUUUGGGAUUGGGAUUGUUCUGGCUCGGGGGUCCGCCUGUCAGCUACGAGCCCAGCCCGGCUUUCCUCUGCAAUUUCCUGACGUUUACUCUCCGGCGGUCUUCUGCGUUGCACAAAAGGAUGCCGAUUCCCAAGGCCAGGUGGGAAGAGGAUAAACGGGACGACGGUAUAAAGUGGCAACAAUUGGAGCACAACGGCCCGUACUUUGCUGCGCCUUAUGAGCGGCUGCCACGUGACAUCUGCUUCUAUUACAACGGGAAGCCUAUGAAGCUCAGCCUGGCCACGGAGGAAAUAGCCACGUUCUAUGCCAAGAUGCUCGAUCAUGAAUACACAAGGAAGAAGAUCUUCCAGAAGAACUUCUUCAAUGACUGGACGAAGGAGAUGACCUCGGAAGAGAGGAAGAAGAUCAGAGAGCUGGGGAAGUGCAGUUUCAAAGAGAUCCAUAAGUAUUUUGUGGAGAAGCAAGAGGCCCAGAAAGCGCUGCCUAAGGAGGAGAAAAAGAGAUUGAAAGAGGAGGCUGAGAAAAUCCAAGAGAAAUAUGGCUACUGCAUAAUCGAUGGCCACCGAGAGAAGAUUGGCAAUUUCAAAACAGAACCCCCAGGUCUAUUCCGGGGUCGUGGGGACCACCCUAAAAUGGGGAUGCUGAAGAAGAGGAUAAUGCCCGAAGACAUUAUCAUAAACUGUAGCAAAGGCUCGAAGACCCCAAGGCCACCUCCAGGGCACAAGUGGAAAGAAGUUCGGUGUGACAAUACGGUCACUUGGCUGGCGUCCUGGACAGAAAACAUCCAGGGGUCCAUCAAAUACGUGAUGCUGAACCCCAGCUCCAAGCUGAAGGGGGAGAAGGACUGGCAGAAAUACGAAGUAGCUCGCCGCUUGAAGAAGGUGGUGAGCAAGAUCCGAUCUCAGUAUCGUGCAGACUGGAAGUCCAAAGAGAUGAAGAAACGGCAGGGGUCCGUGGCACUUUACUUCAUUGAUAAGUUGGCCCUGAGAGCUGGGAAUGAAAAGGAGGAGGGGGAGACAGCGGACACAGUGGGAUGCUGCUCCCUGCGUGUCGAGCACAUCACGCUCCACCCUCGGCUGGAUGGGAAAGAGAACGUUGUGGAGUUUGACUUCCUGGGCAAGGAUUGCAUCCGCUAUUAUAACAAAGUGCCCGUGGAGAAGCAGGUGUACAAGAACUUGAAAUUAUUCAUGGAGAACAAAGAUCCUGGAGAAGAUUUGUUCGAUAGGCUGUCUACAGCGUCGCUGAAUAAGCAUCUCCAGGACCUGAUGGACGGCUUGACAGCCAAGGUCUUUAGGACAUACAAUGCAUCCAUCACGCUGCAAGAACAGCUGGACAUGCUAACCAACGAUGACGACAACGUGGCUGCGAAGCUCCUCUCUUACAACCGAGCCAACCGGGCCGUCGCCAUCUUGUGCAACCAUCAGCGGGCAACACCCAAGACCUUUGAGAAGUCUAUGCAGAACCUCCAGGCUAAGAUCGAUGCCAAAAAGGACCAGCUGACUGAUGCCAAAGCAGAGCUGAAGAGGGCAAAGGCCUGUCACAAAGCCAAAAAGGAUGCGAAAUCUAAAGCUGCCGUGGAAAAGAAGAAGAAACUGGUAGAAAGGAUUGAAGAGCAGCUGGACAAGCUAAACAUGCAAGCCACUGACAAGGAAGAAAACAAACAGAUUGCCCUGGGCACCUCCAAGCUGAAUUAUUUGGACCCCCGCAUCAGCGUGGCCUGGUGUAAAAGAUUUGAUGUGCCCAUUGAGAAGAUUUACAACAAGACCCAGCGGGAGAAGUUUGCUUGGGCGAUUGCGAUGGCUGACGAAGAUUUUGAAUUCUAAGGCGUCACUUUUGGGUUG